AUGGCCCACGAAACGCCAUGGUUGUGGGACGCAGACGGCAACGUUGACGACUUCUCAGACGACGACGAUGGUCUCCACCUGGACCUGAACACUGAUCUUAUCGGCGUCAAACGUACUACAAAGGAUCUCAACAUCGUGAACGCUUACAGACCGAAGUGGACAUGCGUUGAAGCCUUCCGCGAGUCCUACCAAAAUUGGAGGGACGGCAUUCUGAGAUCCUUCGACCUUGACCAGUCCCGAUUCCAACCUACGUACACCGAGAAAGGACAAGAAAUCCUCAUCGAGGCGCGCCACCCAGAUAACGAUAAUCUCCUUGGCUACAUUCACUUCAAAGGUGACAAGGAUGGUAACUGUGUGGGAGGUCUGAAGGUGGUCAACUUCGAAGCCACCCUCAGAUUUUCUGAUUUAGGCACGGGAUCGACUUCCAAAGCUCGCGACCCUAGACAGACCGGACAACAUGGCGAUGGCAUGAAAAUUUCCUCUCUCGUCUACCGACGCAAUGGUUAUAAUCUUCGCUACGAAAGCGGUGGGUUUGCCUGGAGAUACAUCUACAAGAAAGGUGGCUUAGCCUGCUCUCUUAGUCGGAUUAACGAGAAGAACCUAAAGAAGAUCAAGGAGAAGGAUAAAGGCAAACCCAGGACUCACAGGCACCACGCCUGGGAGGAUGUUUGCUUGGUGAUUGCCGACACGGGGAAAACUAAGGACAUUCGUGGAUGGGAGGUACAGGGCAAGCAGCUCAACGUCGUCGACUUCAAGAAAUGGAUCAUCGUCACCCUCGAUAUCAAUCCGCCAAGGGAUAUCAUUCGAACGAUACACGGGGAUCUCAUCCGUGAUCCCAGCUACCAGGCGCGUAUGUACCUACGUGGUCUUUCAUUGCCGCGCGGAGGAAAGCAGGGAGACCAGUACGCGUAUGGUUACAACUUCAAUGUCGGAAAUACCAGUGCCGACCGCGAUGCGCUUUCUGGCUCAGCAGAAGAGAGCGAUGGUAUCACCGCCAUUUGGUCAGCUGCAAUACGCGCAGAUGGGUCGACCGAUUCAGAUCUACUGUCAGACUAUACCAAGCUGCUUCUGAGUUCGAUCAGUAAGAAGGGCGAUGUCAUGAUGUUCACCAACGACGAUGGUUCUGAGUCUAUGCCUCGAGAUAUCGCCAAGAAGGUCUGGGAGAAGAUGUUGACGCUCAACACGGACGCCGAGGGUCAGGCCGCCUUCUACUAUUCAGCUAGCGAAGGCAACAAUGUAAGCGAACAAGCUCUGUUGAAAGAGACUCUACUAACUGUAGCUUUCCAGGAAGUUCACGUCAUCGGCAAGAACUUGCGCAGAAUUCCUACUCCAAUCCACCCCGACUUGUGGAGGAUCUUGAGGAAGUAUUCUCUUUGCAGAACGCCACGCGAAGAGCUACUCCAUCGCUUUGAGUUUGCGGAGGUCGUGAGUUCUGGACCGGACACUAUUUUUGCGACAAGCAUGCGCACAAUGCUUCAAUGCUUGCUACUCUCUUCUCCAGCCACCCAAGAGAUGGAGCUUACCUUCGUGAACGGCGAGCAUUUGAAUAUCGACGCUGGAUUCUUCGCAGGUACCUGGAAAGUUCAUAGCAAGUGGCUUACAUGGGAAGGCGCACAUGAACAAGCAUUCUGCGAAGAGGACGAACUGGGGACCUUUUCUUGCGAUCAUGCAGUCCUGCAGCUAUGGGACAUCAUGAUCUCUCAGCUUAUCGCAACCGGUGGACAUCCUCGCAUAGCUACUGAAGAACGUUGGCUGAAGAGUAUGGCAAGGAUUCGCUUGUCGCAGAUGCCUAGGUCAGUCGAGUGCCGUCAGACACAGAACAAAGGCGAGCUUGUGGUCACGUGGGAGUCCACAGACUCACACAGGCAUAAACACAAGACGGUUAGGGUCAUUCUACACUGGGGCGGCUGUGAUCUCGUAGGGACAUUGGAUGAGAACUGUCUGAACCAUGACGAUCAGGGUUGUUCCUGCCCAAGUCAGAUAUCCCAGGCUGUCAGCGACGGUGUUACCUUCCCUGGUUUGGAUACUUAUGAAUUGUAUUACCCUCUCGUAUCCCGAGACGCUGAGGGUGCGUUUCUUGCUGGACCUCAAAGCUCGGUAGCGCCUCGCGAGCAUAACGUUGCUGUUCCACGUACUCCCAAAGCCAAUACAACACCUAUGCUAAGUUCGGUCGAGUCUGGUCCACGCCCUACAACUGCAGACGCGAUCGAUCCGCGUAACAACGACCAAACUCCUUACGUCGACGAAGACGAUAAAAUGGAAGACAACGCCGAUCUCUACCGAUCUCCAAGUCGAAUAACGGUAGACUUGACAAAACGUUCGAAGAAUGACACCUACGUUCCCGGCACUAAAGUUGAGCACAAGUCGCUCGAUUGGGGUGGUAGCUUCCCUGGAAGCCACGACUUCUACCGAACCCGCGACGAGCCAGACCAAGAGAUAUACAUCCUCAAACCCAAGAUCAGCACGAUGAAAUCACGUAACAAGAGAAUGCUUUCUGGAGCCACCGAGCGCGGUGGUGCGAAGAGAUUGCGCACCAACAUCGUGACUAACCGGGAGGACUCGUCGGCAUCCAGCAAGAUUUCGGGUGGAGAACUUGAGGAUGAUACAGACACAGAUAGUCGACCCAGUCCCUUCCUGCGUCGUGGUGAGUCUGCUAUGACCCUGCGACCGGAGAGACGUAUGAAUUAUCGUGAGGGUCAUCCACGGCAGGGAAUGCGAUGGUGA
Alternaria metachromatica is the source of this 2724-nucleotide messenger RNA. RefSeq lists its product as uncharacterized. Lineage: Eukaryota; Fungi; Ascomycota; Dothideomycetes; Pleosporales; Pleosporaceae. The record is from RefSeq and is a predicted model, not a curated record. The transcript is spliced from 6 exons. Bases 1 to 2724 code for a protein of 907 amino acids.